AUGAUGGGAAUAAUGGGAAUAAUAUUGGAGAUGAUAGAUUUUCAAGUAUGUGUUUAAUUGAAGAUAACUGGAAUUGUAACAAUUAAUUCUUUCAAAGCAUAUGCUUUCAAAAAACAUAAAUUUUGUUAACAUAUUUAAAUCAUACAAAUUCUAACUAAUAUGCUGAAUUAUCUUUCAGUAAUUAAGUAACUACAAUUGAAUCUAAGGUAAACUUUAUUGAUUGCAUUCACAUUAAAUUAGCAACCAAAAAUUACAGUGUAACCAUUAAAGAAGUAGUUGGGAUUAACUAAUAAGUUUUAUCUAUUCCUAUUUAUGAAAUUUAAAUUGAAUUUCAUUAUUCAAUAAUUAAUCCAAUAUUAUCAAUAUAUAUCAAUUCAAAAUUAAAGGAUAUUAAUAAUUUUGAAGUUACCAACAAUUAAAAUAUAUCAUACUUUAAUCUAUUGUAAUUUUGAAUAGUAUUUAGAAGGAUGCUGCAGUUAAAAUUUAUAAUUUUGCUUUUUGGAUGAUGAUUGGUCUUGGUUCAGGCAGUGCAUUUCUCUUAUUGUUUGGUGA
This is a messenger RNA of Paramecium pentaurelia, 552 nucleotides long. NCBI's taxonomy places the organism in Eukaryota, Ciliophora, Oligohymenophorea, Peniculida, Parameciidae. The record is from the annotation of a GenBank genome assembly.